AUGCCACAUGAUUCUUGGAUUCCAAAUGAGCUCAUCAUAUCCAAAAGUUCUUAUGAUGUUAUUGACAAGUCCGCAAAUGUGGCCUUGUAUUACCUCUUAGGGAGCAUUGGUUCAUCCCAUGGUGUUUCCAGUGAAUGUUUGAGGAUUUUGUUGGAAACGAAGGAGGCAAUUGAAAGACAGAGGAAUCUGAAGAAACGGCCAACAGACAAGGGUGAGGUAGCUGAUGCAGAGGGUGGGGUUCAGGAAGAAGAUAUUCUCAUGCAGGAUGAAAUUUUCAAGUCUCGUCUAGCCAGCAUCAAACGGGAGGAGGAAGCUGUAAUGCGUGAAAGAGACCGGCAUGAGUUGGAAAAAGGAAGAUUAAUACGUGAAAUGAAACGUAUAAGGGAUGAGGAUGGCUCUCGUUUCAACAAUUUUCAGAUAUUGCAUCACCGUUAUGCUCUCUUAAACCUUUUGGGCAAAGGAGGAUUUAGUGAAGUUUAUAAGGCUUUUGACUUGGUAGAACAUAGAUAUGUUGCCUGUAAGCUACAUGGUUUGAAUGCUCAGUGGAGUGAAGAGAAGAAGCAAAGCUAUAUACGGCAUGCGAUCAGGGAAUAUAAUAUUCACAAAACCUUGGUCCACCGUCACAUAGUUCGGCUUUGGGACAUCUUUGAGAUUGAUCACAACACAUUCUGCACUGUCUUGGAGUAUUGCAGUGGCAAGGAUCUCGAUGCUGUUCUUAAAGCAACACCGGUACUUCCAGAGAGAGAAGCUAGAAUUAUUGUGGUCCAGAUCUUUCAGGGCCUUGUUUACCUGAAUAAAAGAUCGCAAAAAAUUAUUCAUUACGAUUUGAAACCUGGAAAUGUUCUAUUUGAUGAAUUUGGUGUUGCUAAAGUCACAGAUUUCGGUCUUAGCAAGAUUGUGGAGGACAAUGUUGGAUCCCAAGGCAUGGAACUUACAUCGCAGGGUGCUGGUACAUAUUGGUAUCUGCCUCCAGAAUGUUUUGAGCUAAGCAGGACACCUCUAAUUUCCUCAAAGGUUGAUGUUUGGUCUCUGGGUGUCUUGUUGUACCAAAUGCUGUUUGGCAGACGGCCUUUUGGGCACGACCAGAGUCAAGAGAGAAUUCUCCGUGAAGAUACAAUUAUUAAAGCCCGUAAAGUUGAGUUCCCUUCAAGACCAUCUGUAUCUAAUGAGGCAAAGGAUUUUAUUCGCCGUUGCCUAACAUACAAUCAAGCAGAGCGACCUGAUGUUUUAGCUAUUGCUCAAGAUCCAUACCUGAUUUAUACAAAGAAAUGACGGCGGCACGGCUCGGAGCUAAGCUGCAGACGAGAGUGUCUAUGGCAAGAAGUCUCCCAUCUUGUUCACUUUUUGAGGACAUGAAUUCAGUGAAACUCGGAAAAUUUUGUAUAUUGGUAAAGCCUAUAUGCUUCCAUUUUUUUGUUUCUUCCUUCUUUCUUUAUUUGGUUUUUUAGGGGGUUGUACCCUGCUGCUUGUAAGGUUGUUCCUUUAGACCAUUUCUUUUUUCCGUGUAACUUCAAUUGUAUGUGAUGGAACCACAUGUUUUUGCAUUAACGAAAGCAUGAAAGAGAAGAAGAAAUGGAAGAUUGCAGAUGUA
Messenger RNA from Salvia miltiorrhiza (redroot sage), 1591 nucleotides. RefSeq names its product serine/threonine-protein kinase TOUSLED-like. The record is from RefSeq and is a predicted model, not a curated record. Gene Ontology annotation, cellular component: nucleus. Gene Ontology annotation, biological process: peptidyl-serine phosphorylation; intracellular signal transduction; chromosome segregation. Gene Ontology annotation, molecular function: ATP binding; protein serine/threonine kinase activity. Lineage: Eukaryota; Viridiplantae; Streptophyta; Magnoliopsida; Lamiales; Lamiaceae.